Molecule: messenger RNA, 423 nt
Organism: Ogataea philodendri
Lineage: Eukaryota; Fungi; Ascomycota; Pichiomycetes; Pichiales; Pichiaceae
Exons: 2
Coding region: 1-423 (140 amino acids)
Source: RefSeq, a predicted model, not a curated record
AUGGCCGGGACCAGACGGUUGCCGACCUGGCCUGUGUCGAACCCGCAGUUUGAGGUUGAACAGACACAAGAAGAAACAGCUCACGCCAACAGGCACCUGGAUCCAGAACACGAAUCUCCAGCCGUACUUUUUGGCGAGCUGGCCGCCCAGGGUUCCGAACGCCGAGCCUGUUCCGUAGCACAGGUUGGCAAGACCCUGGUAGACUCCUCUUUUGCGCAACGGAACCAGGUCACUCAUGGUGAUGCUUCCCAAAGUGUUGAGACCAGAAGCGAAACCAGACAAGAACCGGCCAAUGACAAACGACCAGGCUGUGGUGGCCGUGGCACAUUGCAAGCAUCCGAUCGUGAAGAUAGUGAUACAGCCCAGAAUCAUUGGUCUGCGGCCAAAAAUGUCCGACAACUUGCCCAACGGCUGGACGAUUGA